Molecule: messenger RNA, 1902 nt
Organism: Cyclocybe aegerita
Lineage: Eukaryota; Fungi; Basidiomycota; Agaricomycetes; Agaricales; Hemipholiotaceae
Source: the annotation of a GenBank genome assembly
AUGGAGACGUUAUAUAAUUGUUACACCGCUACGAUGCAAACGUGCCCACAUUGCAACAUAGCUAUUCUAAAUGCCCCGAAAUCUCCAGCUAUCUCACCUAUCGCCUCACUCUUGACCACCAACAACCCUCCUGAACCGCACGAAGCAGCCGUCGCCCGCCAGGUCAUCGCCUCUUCGAAGACGGAGAUUGCGCACCUCACUUGGAUAAUCGACCAAGUUUACGACAUUCUGGAUGAUUUGAAAUCUCGCCGUGGAAAAUACAAACGCGAUGUGAUUCUGCACCAGAACGUUAUCCGCAAUAUCCGCCGUAUCCCACCCAAUGUCCUGUUGGAGAUCUUCUCCCACACCGUCGUCGAAGGCCAUUCCAACGAUAUAUGGGCGGUGGUCGAAGUUUGUCGGCGCUGGCGUGAGGUUGCGCUCGCCACACCAACACUUUGGUCGACCUUUCCAUUCCAAGAACCCUUUCGACUCUCAGGGCCGUUUGCUUCCGAUAUCCUAUCACGCCUAUCGAGGUCACUACAGCUCUCGCGUUCAGCUCCCUUCAAGCUGAGCAUCUCGUAUGAAAAGUCAAACUACCCUGUCUGUCCGUUUCAAGUCUUAGCAUCCCCUCAUUCAAAGCGGAUUACCCGGCUCACCGUUCGUAAUCUUCCGACACUGGAAAGCCAAUUAAUGCCCUUCUGGUCUUCACCUCCCGGGCUUGUGCAGUGGGAUUCUCUGAGGUCUCUUGAACUACAAGGUUCAGACGCCGCGUCUCUAGAAUCCCUCCCCAUUACCGUAUUCCAGCACGCGCCUCUUCUCCAAGACGUCAACUUAAAUUUCGCCUUGAAUCGGUGGCGGAUCCUCUCCAGGAUAAGCAAUCUCUUUCUCCCUUGGUCCCGACUACGCAAGUUCUCCGCGUCAAAUAUUAGCUUCGAAUGUGUUUUCACUGUCCCUCAGGCAGCAUCAAUACUAGAAGAAUGCUGCGUCGAUGUAGUGGCUAGGCCACCUUGGUCCCUUAACAAUUCCAUUCUCACCCACCAAUCUUUGGCGACGCUUCAUGUUUUCCUACCAGAUGAGUGCCCCGCACAUGAACUCCUUAGCCGCCUGAGUCUGCCAUGUCUCCGCAAACUCUCUGUGGCCGCAGCAACUUUGGACAUUGCAAUUAUUUGUACCCUCAUCGAGCGGUCGUCUUGUGGAAUCACCUUUCUCAAUCUCCCCACGGCCCGUUCUCCAGUACCCGGUGACCUCUACAACGCCCUUCGCCGCCUCUUCUCACUUAUCCCGGAUGUGAUCGACCUCUGCCUUCCUUUCUCUUUCGCAUUCCUGUGGCAAACCAUAGCUGAAACUCCUGAUGGACGAUCCCUUGAGCCUCCCGCUUGUAUUUUGGGAGAUAUAGCUGUUCCCCCUCUUGAGACGAUCACAUUUACCUCCGCGGAUAUGCUGCUCAUUGGGGCGAUUCCCGAUUGGGUGCCUGAAAACGACCAAGUAGAAAUCCUCCGUCGAUGGAACUAUGAGUUAGGGGAGCUAAGUCGUGUUAUUAAAGUUGACGCCAUGGAGGACGACAACGCAGCCCACCAUGAUCUCGACCGCAUAUUGUCCCACAUUAGUGCUGAAUCUGACACAGGUUUGUCUGGUCAAUACCUAUGCCACAAGACCGGGCGCGAAGUUGUCUCCAACCUCCAGGACUUAUUGCAGCAAUUACCAGAUAGACUCUGCCUGCUUCGCGGGCGUAUUUCCGCUAUUCUGGAUUUGUGGUCACCCCGAAUUCAGGAAUAUCAAGCAUCAUCUGGGUGGAUGGAGAGCGAGACGGCGAAAACUGUGGUGUAUGCACGACGGCGAGGUUUGCUUUACCCCACGAUUCGGGAUCGGACGAAGAACUGCUUUGCUUCCUUUGCACUGCAGAAUGGAUACCUUACACUCUAG